AUGAACUUCCCAUCGCGUGUACUGUCAACCAACGUUCACGAACUCCUCUUCGCCGACGACUGCGCCUUGAACACCACCUCGGAAGCGGAGAUGCAGCGGAGCAUGGACCUAUUCUCCGCCGCCUGCGAGAACUUCAGUCUGAUCAUUAACACGCAGAAGACAGUGGUGAUGCACCAACCGCCACCCAACUCAGCCACAGCCCCCAACGCGCCGCCGCCAAUCAGCGUGAAUGGGACUUAACUGCAAGUGGUGGAGAACUUCGCAUACCUGGGCAGUACGUUCUCCCGGAACACCAAGAUCGAUGACGAAGUCGCCAACAGAAUCGCGAAAGCCAGUCAAGCCUUCGGUCACCUCCAAAGCACAGUUUGGAAUCGUCAUGGUCUCCAACUGAGCACGAAGCUGAAGAUGUACAAGGCCGUCAUCCUGCCGACGCUAAUUUACGGAGCUGAGACGUGGACGGUGUACACGAGGCAGGCACGCCGACUGAACCACUUCCACCUCUGUUGUCUCCGCCGCAUCCUGAGGCUGAACUGGCAGGAUCGAAUCCCCAUCCUCGCUCCACCGUCACACGCUGCGACCACCACCACCGCCACCAAAACCACUGCUUCCUCUACAGCUGACACCGAUACCGCCAACCUCUCAUGCCCACAUUGUCCACGCACCUUCACCUCACACAUCGGCCUGGUCGGUCACUUGCGAAUCCAUCGCACAGAGACUGGCGAACCAGAGCCUGGAGCACCAACCUACACCCACCGCACUCGCCUCCACUGCCCACAUUGCCCUCGCACCUUCACGCAUCGCAUGGGUCUAUUCGGUCACAUGCGCAUCCACGACGACCUGCGGUAG
This is a messenger RNA of Spirometra erinaceieuropaei, 846 nucleotides long. Lineage: Eukaryota; Metazoa; Platyhelminthes; Cestoda; Diphyllobothriidea; Diphyllobothriidae. The record is from the annotation of a GenBank genome assembly.